Mucor velutinosus is the source of this 5802-nucleotide messenger RNA. RefSeq lists its product as uncharacterized. The transcript has a single exon. Lineage: Eukaryota; Fungi; Mucoromycota; Mucoromycetes; Mucorales; Mucoraceae. Gene Ontology annotation, molecular function: nucleic acid binding. Gene Ontology annotation, biological process: DNA integration. The record is from RefSeq and is a predicted model, not a curated record. Bases 1 to 5802 code for a protein of 1933 amino acids.
AUGUCUGCUCAAAGUACCACCACACCCCCCAGUUCCGAAUCUAAGCCUGCUGGAAACACUGAGCUGCGUCCUUCAGACGCCAGUGCCACCAAGGCUGUAGAUAUUACUGGCCCUUCUCAGUUUUUUCUCGCUGAAACGUCUCAGAAAUUGGGUGGUCAAGCUGGCGAAGCUCCCACUACUACUGCUAGUGAUGCGAUGGACCUCGAUCCCCCUUCCUCUGCUAGUUCAUCUUCUAGUGAUGUGGACCUUCAAGGUCGCACUGAUCAGUUGAAGCUAAUUGUUGACAAUCAGCUCGCCGAAGUUCAGCUUCUCUCUACGACCUUGCUCCUCGAGCAAAGUGAGGAGGCCAGAGCCCAGGCCCUAGCUCGGUUGAUCCAGUUGAAUACGUCCAUUCAAAGUAUCAUACAGAUUCGAGAUUGUUUGCUUGCAUCCAAAGCUACUGCAAAUGAUAACCUCGUUUCUUCGGCUGCUGCUUCGUUUGGCUCAUCCUCAGUCGAUGGAGUCAAAUCCAACAAGAGCGCCUCUGUACCGGUUUUCUUUCCCAACAACUUACCUGCAUUUCAGUGGGUUGGUAUGGAUGAAUUCGACCCCAAAAGCCCUAUAUUUCCUACAGUCGACGCUUGUCUGUUGAAGUUUGAGGAUGUCAUGUUCGCUUACAAGAUGGAUUUCGACAAGGAAUAUGCUCGCUUAGUACCACCUAUGCUGUCUCCAGAACAACGUACUUGGUACGGCUCGUUCACUUCUGCUUGCACUGCUCCUGCAUCGUGGAAUGAUUUCAAGUCGGCUAUCAAGGCUCGUUAUGGCAUUAGCGUAUUGGAAGAACGUCAACGUUGUGCGUCUGAUUUGUUGAGCAUUCAACUUUUGCCCGGUGAAAACGUGAAGGCCUUUCUUGAUCGUUUUACUGACUUGCGUCGUCGAUCCCUGGAUCAAGCCCCAUCCGAUUACUUGUUGGCUAAGUUGUUCCUGGAUGCCAUUCCUUGGGUAGUCAAGGAUAAGAUCAACACCAUCCGUCAAUCCAAGGGCAUCAUUGAUAGUUACGAUGUUGACAUUAUCGUCAGUAUCGCUCGUGAAUCACUAUCAACUAUGACCGCAAAUGAGAUUGCUGCCAUCUCAGCACCCGCUUUUGCUCGCACUGCUGCUGGAUCUGCUGCAUCACAAUGGGCUCCAGUUGCGUCCCCCCGCCGCUCACAUACCAUGAAGGCAUCAUCCUCAUCUGCUGAUGGUCCUGCCGCUGUGUCUCGUGCUGGUGUCUCUUCUGGCCGCGUGGGCAAGCCUCACUUCAAGGCUACCAAGUCGUGCACUUUCCACCAUGGAAAGCCUCACAACCAUGACACCUCGGAAUGUAAGCUCUUCUUGGAAGAGUUGAAAAACAAAGGUGGUGCCAACUCAAUGCCAACCAGCAACCAAGCAUCGGGUCGUCGUUACAUGAUGUCGCUUGCGGAUGCCAAGGCAUCAGAUCGAUGCCGUACUUGUGGUGCCCACAAUUACUCUGCUGGUCCCCAUGAGUGCAACACGGCUGUGCGUACUGGUGAUGCUCCUACUAGUACUUUACAUCGUUUUGGUAUGCUGCGCCUUCAAGAGGGCGUGGUGUCGUCUGCUACCACCGCUGGUAGCACUGCUAUUGCAACUGCUCCUGCUGUUGAUCCUACUGUGGGCUCGUUGUCUGAGGCUGGUGGAGCCAAGUUCUGCAGAUACCAUCCAAAUAGCAAGACCCAUAGCACUGACGACUGUGUUGAGCUUUUGCAAGUGAUCAAAAAGAACCCUCCGCGUUCUCAAUCUCGUCUUGCUGUCGAGACCAAUGGUGGCCGCAGUGCCGCAUUGUUGUCAUCGUCUAUUUCGUCUCCUCAGGCCCAACCUACUACUGGUAAUUCUGUUGUUGUUCAGGAAGAUCAGCAAAGUAACAACAACUCGAGUGAAUCUGGUUCCUCGUUGUUGGUGCCCGCUGCUGUUGCUAAACAGAGUCGUCACGAUCAAAGUGAUUGCCACUCGUCUGUUGAGCCUAUGGACAUUGAUCUACAUACUGCAGUUCAUGCACACAAAUGUAAGGAUAAUCAACGUUCCAUCUUGCCUGUCAAUAAGUCUAAUUCACUUCUUAUUCCGCUUGUCGUAGAAUCGCACAAGGUAUAUGGUGUUUUAGAUACGGGAUGUACAUUUUCAAUUUGUUCCCCUCGUUUCGCCAACCAGCUUGGUGUUCAAAUCAACCGCUCUGUUCAUGGUCAGGUCCAGUUAGGCCAUACAGACAGUGUUAAACCUCGUAUUGGCACUUGCUCACUUAAAAUCUCGUAUAAUAAACGCAGUUUUAUUCACACAUUUGAGAUAUUUGAUUUCUUUACUGAUUCGGAUGAUUGCCCCAUGUUGCUUGGGUUGGAUAUCAUGCCUGAUCUACAGAUUGGAAUCACUGGCCUUGCUUCAACAUGGUUUGAAGAGCUUGGACCCAGACUUCCCGACCCCAUUGAUCCUGACAUCGAGCCUAAUAACGAUCCAUACGGAUCACCUGCUGAGCGUGCAAAGGCUUUCAAACCUAUUGAACAGUUAUUGGUAGAAAAUGCUGCCAUUGAUCUUGCCACUACUCAUUGUAACUUGCCUGGUGCGAUUGUCCAACUCGAGACAAUCCCUGGUAAGGUUGCCUAUCGUGCUCCCUAUCCUAUUCCAGUUGUCUAUAAGGAAGCUGUGUCUAAGCAGUUGAUGGAGUGGGAACGAGAUGGUGUCAUUGAGCGCAGUCCAAGUCAUAAUGGCUGGAAUUCUCCUUUGCUCGUCGUUGCCAAAAAGAAUUCUAAUGGUGAAUAUUCGUUUGACAAGCCACGUAUUGUUGCUGACGUUCGCCUACUCAACCAAAUCUUGGUCUCCACUGACAAGUACAUUAUGCCUCGCAUUGAUGAGAUCCAUGCUCGUCACAGCCGCGCUGUCAUGACAAGUUCCAUCGACAUCAAAAGUUUCUUCACGAGUUUCUUGGUCGAUCCACGUCAUCGCCACAAGUUAACCUUUACCGAUCCAUUCACGCAAACGCAAUGGGUCCACAGGAAGGUGUGCUUUGGAGUAAAUUUCAUGGGCAAUUUAGCUAUGCGCUUGAUAUCCAAUUUGUUUACCGACAUGCUUGAUCAGGUGUCACUUUAUAUCGACGAUUUAGGGUGCCUUACGUACACUGACUCUCUGGAUGAGCACGUUGCGUUAGUCGCUGAGGUGAUCCGUCGUCUGACCAAGGCUAAUCUCCAAAUUAACCAGGACAAGUUUGUGUUUGCUCAGCGCAGUACUCAUGUGCUGGGUUGGAGCAUCAUUCAGAACCGCCUUGUGCCUGACGCUCGCAAAUUGACCAAUUUUCAUCUGUGGCCUAUACCUACCACUGGUAAGCAGCUGAUGAAGUACUUGGGGUUUUGCAAUUACUUUCGAAAUGUCAUCCCUGGAUACAGCGAACUGGCAGCACCUCUCGAUGCAUUGCGCAAUUGUAAAUCCCUUUCUGGUUUGUGGACUGAUGCGCACACCAAGGCAUUCAAAUCGUUGCAGGAUGCUCUGUCAUCUCCAGUCGCUCUCAGCCCAGUUGAUUUUCGUUACAAGCUGCACGUCGCUACUGAUGCCUCAGCUACUGCUAUCGGUGGUAUCAUCUACUACAUCAAGGAUGGCGUGGUUCAUUACGUUGUCAUGGCGAGUCGUAAGCUUUCCCCUUCUGAAAUGGCCUAUUCUACCACCAAACGUGAGUUGCUUGCCAUUGUCUACAUGCUUACCAAAUACCACAAAUGGCUUUUCGGUAUUGAGUUUGUCUUGCACACAGAUCAUCGCUCUUUAAUCUGGCUUCAAACGCAAAGUACGCCCAACAUGAUGCUGUUGACGUGGUAUGAAAAACUGUUCUUUGAUUACAAGUAUGAGCUGGUUCAUAUCCCUGGUACGCGUAACCUGUUACCUGAUGCACUCAGUCGGUUAUUCACCUCUGACGAUGACGAGGGUGGCAAUAACCUGGGUGGGGGUAAUCGUUAUAACAAUCAAAGUAUUAUGCUACCUGAAAAAAAGCGUAAACCUACGCGAAAGAACAAACAUGGCUUCACCAACGCCAAAGAGUCCCAAGUCACUCAAUUUUCUCUUGCUAAGCCCAAUCACUCCAAUCGUACGCAGUUCAAACGCAAGAAGCAGUUCAACAAUCAAAAGCAGUUGCAGCAGCUUUCCUUUGGGAUGCCAACCGAAUUGGAUCCACACUAUUAUUCCAAGGAAUUGAAUGAUAGCAAUGUUGAUAUUUCUGAUGCGAGCACCUACAACAUGCCAUCUGUCAGCGCUCAAGAUUUAAAGAAUCAACAGACUGCUGAUGCCAAAAGUUCAUACAAUGGUUCAUCUGGUGGACAGUCAGAUUGUAAUGCUCUUAUUUCACGUGCUAUGAAAUAUGCUGAUUACAUGACUCCUCCGAAGAAGGAUCGUCUAGAGCUUGUUAUGCGAGUGCAUUUACUCGGUCAUGUGGGCAUCAAUUCAAUGGAAAAGAUUUUGCACAAUGAUUACAAGGUACAUUGGACCAACAUGCGCAAUGACAUCGCCACAGUAACCAAGGAUUGUCAUGCUUGUCAAUCGCAUGGUAUCUACCAAGUGGGAUAUCAUCCUCCUCGUAGCGUGUUGCCAGACAAUGUGUUCGAUCAUAUAGCUAUCGAUUUAGGUGAUUUCGCUACGACUUCCACCUCGGGCAAUAACUUCCUGCUAGUCAUUGUCGAUUAUUUCAGUCGAUUCACCAUUCUACGAGCUCUUCCUGAUAAGAGUCCAAUCACUGUUGCAAGAGCAUUGCUUAGUGUAUGUUGUCUAUUUGGAUUUCCCAAGCGACUCACUAGUGACAAUGGCUCUGAAUUUGUUGGAGCAUUUAUGAGAGAGUUCAGUCAGAUUAGUGGCAUGGAUCGCUUGACCUCGUUGCCGUACGCUGCACAAGCUAAUGGUGUUGUCGAAGCGUAUGUGGGCAUUUCAAAACGAUCUAUCAUUAAAUCAUUGACACACGAUGCUGCAGAACCUGAGGCAUGGGAUGAGUAUCUCGAUGUCAUUCAGUAUGCCAUGAACAUUCAAUACGCUAGAUUGCAUCAAUCGCAGCCGUUUGCUAUCAUGUUUGGGCGUGCCCCAAAUCUCUUCCAGGAUUACACUCAAUUGCCUAAUGCUGACCAGACACCCGAGGAUCCUACCAAGGAAGUCAUUGAUGCCCGCUUACAGAACAUUAAGGAUGUGGUAAUCCCUGCCAUCCGUAAGCGUAUCAAAGAAACACAAUUGCGCGACCAUGAGCGCUUCGAAAAGCAUCACAAGAUCAUUGAAGAGAAGUAUCCCAUCAAUUCAAAGGUCAUGCUCUUCGACCCUGUCAGAUCAACUAAACUUCACCCCAGAUGGCUCGGUCCAUAUUUCAUCAAGAACUAUACUCGCAAUGGUAGUUAUACUUUAGCCGACAUUACUGGUGAAUUGCUGCCCCGUGAUGUGCCUACCCAGCACAUUCGCGUUGUCGAUUUCUCGGACAAUCAUGUUACAAAAGGCUUACUUCCUCGCCACUAUGAAGUGCAAGCCAUCAUCAAUCAUCGCGUUGAAAGAAAGACUGGUCGAAUGAAGUUUCUUGUCAAUUGGGUAGGUUAUCCGUCCUCGAAGGACAAUACCUGGCAAUAUGAAAGCGAUUUUGAUUCCAAACGACCUAUUCGCGACUACUGGGAUCGCAUUGCACCGGAUCACAAGAAUCCCAAUCGACUCCUUCCCAACACUGUCAAUAAGCGCAAGAUUUAUAGUCGUCGUAAGCAUGCAGGACCGUACGUCACAUUGCAUUAUCCGUCGAGUCCAAACUCUCGUAACCACAACAUUCAGCAAUAG